AUGGCAGCCAAAGCACUAGACUAUCAACCAGUGAAGAGGUGGAAACACUCCACUGUACGGGUAGGAGACUACCUGUACAUGUGGGGUGGGAAGCAGCCUGGUCUCCCUGAAGUACAUAAUAAUGAAAAGAAGAAAUCAAUGUGUUCUGUGAUGGAGGUGUGUCACCUAAGGACUGGUAGGUGGGAGCAGAAACCCACCACUGGUAACCCUCCACUGGGUGUUAGGGGCUAUGCAGCUGCUGCCAUUGGAAGGGAAAUAUUUUAUUUUGGAGGGGAUUGUAAUCAUGGUGACUGUUAUCAUAAUAGUUUAUACAGUUUUAAUGUUGAUACCUUCAACUGGAAGGAACUCUCUCCUACUACAUCUCAUCAUAGUCCUAUGAUGAAGGAUGACUGUGACAUGAUAGCAAUAAAAGUGAACGGUGAGGACUAUCUUGUAGUAAUUGGAGGAUAUGGACCAUCUUCUAAUAAUACACCACAACAACCUGGUGCCCAGUACAGUGAGACUAAAGUAUUAUAUUCUAGUUAUCAACGAUGCAAUGAGAUCCAUUUCUAUAAACUCUCAACAGGACAAUGGAUAUCACCGACU
Messenger RNA from Amphimedon queenslandica, 585 nucleotides. RefSeq names its product kelch domain-containing protein 3-like. The transcript is spliced from 4 exons. The annotation marks the transcript as partial. Gene Ontology annotation, molecular function: protein binding. Lineage: Eukaryota; Metazoa; Porifera; Demospongiae; Haplosclerida; Niphatidae. The record is from RefSeq and is a predicted model, not a curated record.